This is a messenger RNA of Coccidioides immitis RS, 465 nucleotides long. RefSeq lists its product as uncharacterized. The transcript has 3 exons. The record is from RefSeq and is a predicted model, not a curated record. NCBI's taxonomy places the organism in Eukaryota, Fungi, Ascomycota, Eurotiomycetes, Onygenales, Onygenaceae. The coding region runs from base 1 to 465 and encodes 154 amino acids.
AUGUUGAAGUACCAGGUGGUAGCUGGUAGGGCAAAGCAAUAUCAAGACAAGUCAAAGAGUUUGAAUGAAAUGCAGAUAAAGGAAGACGGAGGGUCGCCGAAAAGUCUGGAAAGCGGGAGGGAUGGGACGAAAAAGAGCCAGGCAGCCAAGCAGAAAGGAGAGGAUUGCAAGGCAUCAAGUAGAAGGAAGAAGAUGACAAAGCGUUUCUCCGUCGAAACUUUGAGGCAAGGUGUUUACGACAAUGAUUUCAUCGGCCACGCGAGUAGGACAGGGCAAGGCACAGUUAGGCAGAAAAGAGUUCUAGAAACGACACAGCAUCUUGAACAAUUGGAACAAGUGCUGUGGGGGUCUCGAACGGCCGAGCGGACUGCCCACCUAAUUUUUUGUGCGGUUAAGCUGAAAGGGGAAGGGCCGAAGGGAACUGGAAGGGACACAAAAUUGAAAAUGAGAAUUUUUAUUCGAUAG